CAGCAGGAGGAGUUUGAGCGCUGCAUGGCCGAGCACGCGGAGUGCCUGGAGUUGCUUCAACAACUCGGGCAAAAGGCGGAGCAGCUCGCCGGCGCGAGUCUCGGUGCGAUGGGGGAGGCGCAGCUGGCUGCCGCGGUGAACCAGGCCGAGGCGGAAGCCGCGCAGGCGAUCCAGAUCAAGCAGGAACUGGAUGUGAAAUUGAAAGCGCUCGAAGAAGAAGGGGGUAGGCUCGCGAACCUGAAAAAACCGACCAAAGCGCAGAAGAAAAAGACCGUGAUGAUCCAGCAGCAAUACAACCGGCUGUACGAGGCCCAAAUCGAGCAAGUGGCGCAGUUGGACUAUCUGAAGCAGAAAAUUGUCCGGCUGAAGCAGAUGCAGAACAGCUCGGCGAGUCAGCAGUUCCGGCUGCAGCUGAAGGAAGUGUACGAGCAGCAACUGGCAAACCUGGAGGGCAUGCGGGACGCGAUGGAGUACGAGAUGCAGCAGAUGGAGCUCGUGCUCCCGGAGCACCAACAGGAGCUGAAGAACGUGAAGGACGAAAUCGAGCGCCUCAAGCGGGACAUGGACCGGGUGCAACGGGGAGAGUCGAUCGAUGACAUGUACGAAGAGGACGGGGUGACGCUGAAGAAGAAGUCGAAGAUAUCCUAAGGAAAAAUCCCCCCUCACCAUAUUGAAAAGGUAUGUUUAGGAAAAUUUGCGUUGCUGAGUUGAGGUCACAAAUCACAUUUGUCUUGCAAGAAGACAAGGGCAGAAGCUUCCGCCCCAUUAUGGACGCGAUUUGUCAUGCUGUUGGGCCUAAAGGGGAGCCGCUUGCCAUGCUGAACAAGUAGACCCAUACGCCCCUACCUAGCCUGGAAAUCUGGCCGCAGUGCCUCCCUGCAAUGCAAAGCUGAUUUGUGUACGCAAAUCCAGCAUCAGAAGUUCCGUGUCGGUUACUCCGUUUUUUGGCCGUUUGCAUGCGUCCCCACGUUGGUUUGUCUUGCGAGACUCUCCUUUUCUAGUGGUGGUUUUUAGUUGUACCAGUGUAAUGAUGCCAGCUUUAGGGCGUUUUUAUGUAAUGUGGAAUUAGAACUUGUUUUUUGGUAGUACUCCUUUCUAUACUUUUUUUGAUCCCUCGGUGCUAGUGGGCACAUUAGUACGAAGUUAUUUCUACUCAGAUAACAACACAGCUCUCUACGCCGCCUUCCCAGGAGCAGUUGUUGCUGUCUUUCGGUAGAAGUCACAUCGUCCAAAUAAUCCUACUAGAGUUUACCGGGUAUGUGGUUUAAGUUUUUUAGAUAUAGUCUAAACAGGGACGCCCAGCCCUUAGCCAUCCAAAAUCAGAAGUUCCGUUUUGAUAUAGGGAAGGGGGAUUUUUCCUUUCGAUAGAAGAAGGAGCUGGCGAAGGAAAAAGAACAGGACAUCAACGAGAAAUUCAACAGCGAGCAGGAACUGAACCUCGGCCUCGUCCUGGACGACGCGGUCGCCUGCCCCCCGCGGCUGAAAGAAUUCAUGUCCCCG
This is a messenger RNA of Amoebophrya sp. A120, 1500 nucleotides long. Lineage: Eukaryota; Dinophyceae; Syndiniales; Amoebophryaceae. The record is from the annotation of a GenBank genome assembly.